Molecule: messenger RNA, 5277 nt
Organism: Anas platyrhynchos (mallard)
Lineage: Eukaryota; Metazoa; Chordata; Aves; Anseriformes; Anatidae
Gene: TRIM32
Product: tripartite motif containing 32
Cellular component (GO): cytoplasm
Molecular function (GO): protein binding; zinc ion binding
Source: RefSeq, a predicted model, not a curated record
AACCGGGGGGAAACCGGGAGCUGGGGGUGGAAAUGGAGCCUGGUGGUGGGGCGGGGAGCGGGUAACGGGGUCCUGAGGGAGCUGGGGCCGGGGUAAAGCUGGAAUGUGGGGAUAAAGCUGGAGCUGGGAACAGCCAGAGCCUGAGGGCUGUGGGGAUGGGUGAGCAGGGCAGGGGGAGCCCGCUGUGCCCACAGCCUGUGCUGCAUAGAGGCUAGAGGCCGCGAGAAGCUGUGGCAGGGCAGCACGGAGACACCGAGGACGGGGAAGGACCCCCAAGGAAAUCGGCUGAAUACGAGGAAUGCGAAUGUGAAGGCCGGCCCGAUGCUCAGGCUGCCCCCAGCGCCCUGCCCUGCAGCACAGGAGCUGCCCCAGAACCAUAAUCUGCCCCAGGAACGUGCCCAGGACGCAGGGCACAGCUGGCUGUGGGGUAACGCUGCAGCCAAAGGGGGAUGUCACAGCACUGAGAUGUGUACCGGCAUCCUGACACAAGGGGUUUACGUGUUAAAAGCACAUCGUGCACGUCAUCGUUCAAAAAACUGGACGGGAGAAUCGGAGCUCUUUGGAAUAAAUGUGAGUACCGGGCUUGGCACAGGCUAAAGGCGGCUUCGAAAGCCAUGGCUUCUGCCCCUCAUCUCAACUCGGAUGCGCUCCGCGAGGUCCUGGAGUGCCCCAUCUGCAUGGAGUCCUUCACCGAGGAGCACCUGAGGCCCAAGCUCUUACACUGCGGGCACACCAUCUGCAAGCAGUGCCUGGAGAAGCUGCUGGCUAACAGCAUCAAUGGCAUACGCUGCCCCUUCUGCAGCAAAAUCACCCGCAUCACCAACCUGGCCCAGCUGACCGACAACCUGACGGUGCUGAAGAUCAUAGACACCGCGGGGCUGGGGGAGGUGGUGGGGCUGCUCAUGUGCAAGGUCUGCGGGAGGAGGCUGCCCAGGCACUUCUGCAAGAGCUGUGGCUUGGUUCUGUGUGAGCCCUGCAAGGAGGCAUCGCACGUGCCCCAAGGGCACAGCGUCAUCGCCAUCAAAGAGGCCGCUGAGGAGCGUAGGAGGGAAUUUGGGACAAGGCUUGCCAGGCUUCGGGAGCUCAUGGAUGAUCUGCAGAAAAGGAAAGCAUCUCUGGAGGGUGUUUCGAGAGACCUGCAGUCGAGAUACAAGGCAGUUCUGCAGGAUUACAGCAAAGAAGAGCGCAAGAUCCAGGAAGAACUUGCCAGGUCACGCAAGUUCUUCACCACCUCUUUAUCUGAAGUGGAGAAGGUAAAUAAUCAGGUAAUGGAGGAACAAGCUUAUCUGCUGAACUUAGCAGAAGUGCAGAUUCUGUCUCGCUGUGAUUAUUUCCUCGCCAAAAUAAAGCAGGGAGAUAUAGCUCUGCUGGAGGAGGCGGCAGAUGAGGAGGAGCCCGAGCUGACGAACAGUCUCCCGAGGGAGCUGACCCUGCAGGAGGUUGAGCUCCUGAAGGUGAGCCACGUGGGGCCGCUGCAGAUCGGGCAGGUGGUGAAGAAACCCCGGACGGUGAACGUGGAGGAAUCGCUGAUGGAAACCGCAUCCUCCUCCUCCUCCUCCUCGGUGUCGUUCCGGGAGCCUGAGCUGCAGGAGGAGGCCAGCUGCACGCCGCAUGCCUCCCCAGCCAAGCCGAGGAUGCCCGAAGCGGCCGCAAGCAUCCAGCAGUGUCACUUCAUCAAGAGGAUGGGUUCCAAGGGCAGCCUGCCGGGGAUGUUCAAUCUGCCCGUCAGCCUCCACGUCACUCAGCAAGGAGAGGUGCUCGUGGCAGACCGAGGCAACUACCGAAUCCAGGUUUUCACCCGCAAGGGCUUCCUGAAGGAGAUCCGCCGGAGCCCUAGCGGAAUCGACAGCUUCGUGCUCAGCUUCCUCGGGGCAGACUUGCCCAAUCUGACUCCCCUCUCGGUCACCAUGAACUGCCACGGCCUGAUAGGCGUGACCGACAGCUACGACAACUCGGUCAAGGUGUACACCAUGGAUGGCCACUGCGUGGCGUGCCACAGGAGCCAGCUGAGCAAGCCCUGGGGCAUCGCGGCGCUGCCUUCCGGGCAGUUCGUGGUCACUGACGUGGAAGGGGGGAAGCUCUGGUGCUUCACCGUGGACCGUGGGGUGGGGGUGGUGAAGUACAGCUGCUUGUGCAGCGCGGUGCGCCCCAAAUUUGUCACCUGCGAUGCCGAGGGGACCAUCUACUUCACCCAGGGGCUGGGGCUGAACCUGGAGAACCGCCAGUACGAGCACCACCUGGAAGGGGGCUUCUCCAUCGGCUCCGUCGGCCCCGACGGGCAGCUGGGACGCCAGAUCAGCCACUUCUUCUCCGAGAAUGAAGACUUCAGGUGCAUCGCUGGGAUGUGCGUGGAUGCCAGGGGAGACCUGAUCGUUGCCGACAGCAGCCGGAAAGAAAUCCUGCAUUUUCCCAAAGGAGGAGGCUACAAUAUCUUGAUCCGCGAAGGACUCACCUGUCCUGUUGGCAUUGCCAUUACCCCCAAAGGGCAGCUGCUGGUGCUGGACUGCUGGGAUCAUUGCAUUAAGAUCUACAGUUACCACCUGAGAAGAUAUUCCACCCCUUAAAGCAUCUCUGGAGGUAAAGCCCCUUCCGUUAGUGAUUCUUCCAGCCUCCCUGCAGCCUGACAGGAACCCGUUCAGGAUGCCUGUGUGCCAUAGCCCAGGGGAUUUGGGCGUGGAGGCCGUCGUAUUUUGUGUCUAGGAACAAAGUAGCUAAUGUGGUGGUCUGCUUUUUCUCUUUUUGAAUCUGUACAACAAAAAAAGGACAAGCACGAAGGAGAGGAUCCUUCUGGACUCCUGGUUCCUCGCUCAGUAAGCGGUCACUCCGUAAACCCUCUCACUCCUUAACGCCACAUCCACUACAGCUUCAGCCACUGCACCUUCCUUUGUGCCAUAAACGCUGACUGACUGCUCUAAUCACCUUCCUUACAGGACUGGGGCGGCAAUCCUCUUCCCGCCGUGGUAUUUGCAAGGAACUCGGUAGCAGUUGUCUGGGCAACUGCUGGAGGAGGCAAUUUCUGAUGGCAGCACUGCAUAAAGCAAAACAGCCCUGGGAAACUGCACGGCGAUGGAGCUGGGCUUUCAGACCUGAGAGCCAGGCUUUUCUCUCUCCGUUUUUCCAGUAUUUGGGAGAUCGCCCCCCUCGUGCCGUUUGUGAACCGUGUCUGUUCGAUGUGAAGUGAGUACGGUGCAAUCGUGGGAGGCCGAACGGAGCCAGAGGGCUGCCCUCUGAUGGCAGCGGGGCUUUGACUGCUAGUAGGGACUGAGCUAGUUAGAAGGGGGGGAGAUGAGGGGGGUUGGAGGGGAAAAAAGAAGCCUGGGAAACGUCCUGUUGAUACUGGGAGGUGUUCUGUUAAUUGUAUGGUGGGGAACUGUCUUGGGAAGGUAAGUCUGGUACCUUCGUUUGGGGGGAGGGAAGGGCUGGGAGCGGGUAAUGAAGGUGCUGGGAUGCCGGGGGCUCAGCUGCACCUCCCCCUCUGCACUCCUCGCACCCAGCACUACGCUUCCACCCGCCUGCAUUUUGCAUCCCACGAAGGGGAUGGGGAGCACGGGGGGUUGUUUCACUCUUAUUUUAUUUUUAAUACUCAGAAGCACACCCGUUGCUGCAUUGCCUUUCUCUCCUCGCGUAGCAAAACCACUACAUUCCUCAGCUUUUUUAUGGCACCAGCAGGCACCAGAGUUCAUGUUCAUCACGGCUUUGGGCCAAAUGAAGCACAAAACUGCAGCUGUGUGAACCGAGGCCCCCACAGUGCUACGCUCCUGGCUGAUAAAUGUGUACCUCAGUGUGGUGCUGCUCGCCUGGAAUAGUUUAUUGAUGGAAAGACGCAUUUAAAUAGGACACAGUGGUAGCAUGUUAAUCUGCCACAGAUAAUAGUUACACUGCAGUGCAUUUAUUUGUUGCCAUCAACAACGUAGUUGCAAAUUUGGGGGCACGGCAGACAGUAUAAAAGCUGAUUUUAUGGUGGCUGCCAAACCACAGCAAAUUGUUUGCUACUUGUCCAACAACAUGUAUGCAACAGGUGAUUUUUUUAAGCUCCCAGAGACUUUCCCCCGGUGAAGCAGCAAAGCAAAACAGGCUGCGGAGCAGCAGCUGCAGCCAGUUGCUUUGCAGUUGCAGGGUUUCCAGAAGCAGCACUGGGAGCAGAAGCCUUUUGGUAGGAUUUUACCUUUUUUUUCCUCUCUUUGCUGUGUUCGACCAGCAAAAAGCCAGCUGUGGGAUGGAGGUGCCCCCUGACCACGGCAACAAAUUUUUCCUGCUAAAAUUUGCUGGAAAAAGCUCGUGGAGACAGGGGUAGGAGCUGAGGGUAGAUGAUGGAAGACACUAAAGGAGCUCAGGGGAAUUUAAUCUUCCCUCCUGAGCUGCUCUGUGUAUUUGCUGAGGCUAUCACCAUGCACACAACGAUUUACAUCCCCUGCUUCUCCUUUUGGGUGGGAGGGGGCAGUCUCCUACGGUAUGUAACAGCAAUUUGGGGAGCUGAUCUCAUCUUGCAUGUAUGUUUUUGGGAGAUGACUACUAUUACCGGGACCUUCUGCAGUUAAUUACACUGUAACUCCAGGCAUUUUUUUCCAGUAUUAUGGUAAUGGCAGCUCCUCUCCUACUGAUCUCUUUUAAACAUCUCUCCUGUUUCCAAGAACUGCUCCAAGAAGGAAGCUACCGUGGACCUGAAUAACUGAAGCAAUAUUAUCUAUGAUAAUAUGUACCUCUGUCAGUCUCUGUUCCAAUGGAAUUUUUUUUUUUUUUUGCAAUAAACAUCACACUAAGCAAGAACGUUUCCUGGAGUGCUUAAAGCGACGGCAAAGCUGGUCCAGUAAACGGGCUGAGCAGCUGGGUACCCCAGUCUGUUCCUGGUUACACAGCUCAAACAGAACCUGUCUGCUUCUCACGGAGAGAUUUGGGAAAAAAUAUCCCUGCUCUGCAUCACUGGGAGCAGGCACAGUGCGAGGUGCCUGGGUGGGCUUUGUCUGCAGCUCUUUUUCUCGUCUGGGGUUUCAGGCAGAAAAGGGAAAAAGAAAACCCGGUGUCCUCGGCCCAGGGUGUGCCCUUCCCCUGACAAAGCUCGACAGUGACAGUGAGGUGAUGCUGUGGAGCUGUUUCUUGCCGCGGUGCCCCCACGCGAUGUUGUGAUCGUCUGCCAAAUGAGACGAAGCGCAGUAAUUAAGGAGUGUGAUGAAACAGCUCGCCUUCUGCUCCUUACCUGGAGAAAGGACUUGUCUGCUUCUACGUCUGUGUUUGAUUUUUAAAGGUUGUGUAAUAAAGGAAAAAUUGAUCCAAUUAAAA